This is a messenger RNA of Merops nubicus (carmine bee-eater), 4292 nucleotides long. RefSeq names its product eukaryotic translation initiation factor 5B (gene EIF5B). The record is from RefSeq and is a predicted model, not a curated record. The transcript is spliced from 23 exons. Gene Ontology annotation, molecular function: translation initiation factor activity; GTP binding; GTPase activity. The annotation marks the transcript as partial. Lineage: Eukaryota; Metazoa; Chordata; Aves; Coraciiformes; Meropidae.
UGCAAAAGAUGAUAUUGAUAUUGAUGCCCUUGCUGCUGAGAUAGAAGGUGCAGGAGCUGCGAAGGAGCAAGAGCCUCAGAAAUCCAAAGGCAAAAAGAAAAAAGAGAAGAAAAAACAGGAUUUUGAUGAAGAUGAUAUCCUGAAGGAGCUGGAAGAACUGUCAAUAGAGGCGCAAGGAGGGAAAGUUGACAGGGAACCUUCUACAGGAAAGGUUGAAAAUGACAAUGAAGAAAACUUAUCAAAACAAGAUAAAAAAAGGAAAGGGAAGAGUAAAAAAGCCAAUCUGGAAAAUGACUAUGACAGUGAGGAGGUGGAAGAUAAAGAUAAAAAGUCUAAAAAAACUCAAAAAGCAAAACAAGAUAUGCUUUCUGGCAGCGAUGAUGAUGAUCAUGAGACGCAGCUUAGGAAAAGCAAAGGGAAAACUCAGAAGUCGAAUAAAAAGCAUGACUUGCCAGAAGAUGAUGAAACUAACACUAAGAAAAGCAAAGAGCGUGCAGGGGCAGUGUCCACAGGUGAGAGUGGUGAUGAAUCGGAUGAUGUCUCCCAGUCUAGAAAAGGACAGAAGAAAAACCAAAAAACAAAGUCAGCUCCUGCUGCUGAAAGUGGGGAUGAUGAAGAAGAACCUUCAUUCAGAGUAAAAACAGUGGCUCAGAAGAAGGCAGAAAAAAAAGAACGUGAAAGGAAAAAACGUGAGGAAGAAAAAGCCAAACUGAGGAAGCAGAAAGAGAAGGAAGAAUUAGAAGGUGGUAAAGAACCAGCAAAGCUAAAGGAAUCUGCAAAAAAAGCUGAAGAGAAGGCUUCUGAAGUGGCAACAAUCUCUGGUGAAAAAGGAGAGACUCCUGCAGGAGCUGAGGCUGAUGAUGAGGGGGACAAAAAGAAAAAAGACAAGAAAAAAAAGAAAGGUGAGAAAGAGGAAAAAGAGAAAGAGAAGAAAAAGGGUCCCAGUAAAGCCACAGUUAAAGCGAUGCAAGAAGCCUUGGCUAAAAUGAAAGAGGAGGAGGAAAGGGCCAAAAGAGAGGAGGAAGAACGCAUCAGGCGCCUGGAGGAGCUGGAAGCGAAGCGCAAAGAGGAGGAACGAUUAGAGCAAGAGAGGAAAGAAAGAAAGAAACAGAAGGAAAAAGAAAGGAAGGAGCGUUUGAAGAAGGAGGGAAAACUUUUAACAAAAGCUCAGCGAGAAGCCAGAGCCCGAGCAGAGGCUACUCUUAAGCUACUCCAAGCUCAGGGUGUUGAAGUGCCAUCCAAAGACUCUGUGCCAAAGAAGAGGCCAAUAUAUGAAGACAAAAAGAAAAAGAAGCAGCAGCAGCCAGAAAAUAAAGAAGGUGUGGAGAGCGUGGAGGUAACUUCCCCAGCUGAAGAUGCUGUAGAACUGGAAACACCGGUAAAAGAGGAGACUCCUCUUCCAGUGGAGCCAGAAGAAAAGGAGGAAGAAGAAGAAACAGAAGAUGCGGGUUUGGAUGACUGGGAAGCUAUGGCUAGUGAUGAAGAUGCAGAGAAAGAGAGCAAACCUGUCCACAUUGAAGUCAAAGAACAAAAUGAAGUGGAUGAGGAAGAGGAGGAGGAAGAAGAUGAGGAAGAAGAGGAAGAGGAGAGUGAAGAAUCUGAAGACAGUGAAGGGAGUGAAGAAGAGGAUGAAAAGACUUCAGAUGAGAGAGAGGCAGACUCCCAAGCUAUUGGAAAACAAUCUGUGGAAAAAAAGCAGAGCAAGGAGAUCAGCUCUGAUUCGGAGUACGACUCGGACGACGACCGCACUAAGGAAGAGCGAGCCUACGACAAAGCUAAACGGAGGAUCGAGAAGCGACGAGCUGAAAACAGCAAAAAUAUGAACACUGAGAAGCUCAGAGCACCAGUCAUCUGUGUCCUGGGGCAUGUAGACACCGGCAAGACUAAAAUUUUAGAUAAGCUCCGCCACACUCAUGUGCAGGACAGUGAAGCUGGUGGAAUCACUCAGCAGAUUGGAGCAACUAAUGUUCCUCUUGAAGCUAUUAAUGAGCAAACUAAGAUGGUGAAAAAUUUUGACAGAGAGAACAUAAAAAUCCCAGGCAUGCUGAUAAUUGACACUCCAGGACAUGAGUCUUUCAGCAAUCUAAGAAACAGAGGAAGCUCACUUUGUGAUAUUGCUAUACUUGUAGUUGACAUCAUGCAUGGUUUGGAGCCACAGACAAUUGAAUCAAUAAAUCUGUUAAAAUCAAAGAAGUGCCCCUUUAUAGUAGCUCUCAACAAGAUCGAUAGGUUGUAUGACUGGAAAAAAAGCCCAGAUACAGAUGUAGCUGUCACCCUAAAGAAGCAGAAAAAGAAUACGAAAGAUGAGUUUGAAGAACGUGCAAAAGCUAUCAUUGUGGAAUUUGCAAAACAGGGCUUGAACGCUGCCUUGUACUAUGAGAACAAGGAUCCCCGCACUUUUGUUUCCCUUGUACCUACCUCUGCCCACACGGGGGAUGGCAUGGGCAGCCUGAUAGCUCUCCUCGUGGAGCUGACACAAACCAUGCUGACCAAGAGGCUGGCUGAGUGUCAGGAGCUGAGAGCUCAAGUCAUGGAGGUGAAAGCACUGCCAGGCAUGGGCACUACCAUAGAUGUUAUCCUGAUUAACGGGCGCCUGAAGGAAGGAGACACCAUUAUUGUUCCAGGGGUAGAAGGUCCUAUAGUAACUCAGAUUAGAGGCCUUCUGCUGCCUCCUCCUAUGAAGGAGCUACGAGUUAAGAACCAGUAUGAAAAGCACAAAGAGGUUGUUGCUGCUCAGGGUGUGAAGAUUCUUGGGAAAGAUCUGGAGAAAACACUGGCUGGUUUGCCAUUGCUUGUAGCGUAUAAAGAAGAUGAAGUCCCAGUUCUCAAGGAUGAACUAAUACAUGAGCUGAAGCAAACCCUGAAUGCAAUCAAGUUGGAAGAGAAAGGUGUUUAUGUCCAGGCUUCUACUCUAGGUUCUUUAGAAGCAUUACUUGAAUUUCUUAAAACAUCGGAAGUGCCAUAUUCAGGAAUUAAUAUAGGUCCUGUCCAUAAGAAGGACGUUAUGAAGGCAUCAGUCAUGUUGGAGCAUGACCCGCAGUAUGCAGUCAUCCUAGCAUUUGAUGUGAGGAUUGAACGUGAUGCACAGGAGAUGGCUGAUAGCUUAGGAGUUCGAAUUUUUAGUGCUGAAAUAAUUUAUCACUUAUUUGAUGCCUUCACAAAAUAUAGACAAGACUACAAGAAACAGAAACAAGAGGAAUUCAAGCAUAUAGCAGUGUUUCCUUGCAAGAUGAAAAUACUCCCUCAGUUCAUUUUCAACUCUCGUGACCCAAUAGUGAUGGGUGUCGUUGUGGAGGCCGGCCAGGUGAAGCAGGGGACUCCCAUGUGUGUACCUAGCAAAAACUUCGUUGACAUUGGAAUAGUUACGAGUAUUGAAAUUAACCACAAACCAGUGGAGGUGGCAAAAAAGGGCCAAGAAGUAUGUGUUAAAAUAGAACCUAUUCCUGGUGAAUCACCUAAAAUGUAUGGACGACAUUUUGAAGCAACAGAUAUCCUCGUCAGUAAGAUCAGCCGUCAGUCCAUCGAUGCUCUGAAGGACUGGUUCAGGGAUGAAAUGCAGAAGUCUGACUGGCAGCUUAUCGUAGAGCUGAAGAAAGUGUUUGAAAUCAUCUAGAUAACUUUUCACAGCAACUUGGAGGCAGGAAUGAAUGUGCUAUUCCUGUUCAAAAGUUACCAACAAAGUCAUAUAUUGAAGACAGUGUUGGAUAUAUGUUUGGGAGGAAAAUAUGUGGAUAAAAAUGUUUUCCAUGAGAAACCAAGAAAUUUACACUGGUUUGACAGUGGUCAAUUUACAUGUUCCCAUGGUUCCAAUGUGCCUGUUCACCUCUCCUCCUGCCCUUCCUAAUACUGGCUGCUGUUUUAAAGUUUGCCCUUCCUUCUCUCACACCUUCCUUCCACCCUUUUUCCUCUCCCUCUCUCCAAAAUAAAAUGAAAUAAAUUGAAUUUUUAUUACAGAACUAAAGCUCUUUCACUUUUAUACUGAUGAGAUCAGUACUGCAGUAUUUGAUUAACCAAGCUUCUGCAGACUUUGUGAUUCCUGGGACAUUUUUUGAUGUAAGAAGUAUUUCUUUAUUUAUGCGUACCUCUUCCCUUCACUCUCUUUUCCGACAUUCUUCUGCUUCGUGCCUAUAGAAAUUUUUUUAAAUAGGAAAUUAGGCAAUUGGAUAUUUCUGUAUUUGCUUUGUGUGAAACAAUGAUGUAAAGCAUAGCUGGCCAUCCUUUACUGCUUGUACAGUUCAUGGAAGUCGACCUGUAAUCAUUAUAACGCAGAGCCGCAAAUAAAGGAGCUGGAC